CAAGAGAAGCAAGUGAAGCACCUCUCUCUCUCUCUCUCUCUCUCUCUCUCUAUCUAAAAAGAGAACAAAAAUGAGUGCUUCAUACACAAACCCAGUCUCACCCUUUCACUGUACCACUACUGAUAAUAAUGUAAAACAAAUACAAAAUUCAAUUCAAUUAAAGAUAGUCCCCAAUCCCAAAUUCACAAACAAUUCUAUGCCAUUUCAAGCAAUUUGCUUUCGCAAGCCUCCUCCUCGUUUCUCUUCCAUGGAAGCCAGGGCAUCUCCAACACCAUCCAUGCCCAAAACGGUUGGUGGUGAUGCUGAGGAAGUUCUUCCCCCUAUUCUUGAUUCUAGCUCUGACCCACCACCUCUUUUUGAUGGAACUACAAGGUUGUACACCUCUUACAUUUGUCCGUAUGCGCAGCGUGUUUGGAUUGCACGGAAUUACAAGGGUCUGCAAGAGAAGAUCAAAUUAGUUCCUAUUGAUCUUCAAAAUAGGCCAGAUUGGUACAAGGAAAAAGUCUACCCACCAAAUAAGGUGCCAUCACUGGAGCACAAUAAUGAAAUUCGAGGAGAGAGUCUUGAUUUGCUAAAAUAUAUUGAUAGCUACUUUGAAGGACCAGUUCUUUACCCUGAUGAUCCCACCAAGAAAGAAUUUGCUGAGGAGUUGCUAUCCUACACAAACACCUUUAAUCUGGCCGUGAUCACUUCACUGAAGGGAGGAUCUGAAAAUGAAAUCAGUACUGCUUUUGAUUACCUCGAAUCAGCUCUCUUCAAAUUUACUGAUGGACCGUUCUUCCUUGGUCAGUUCAGUCUAGUCGACAUUGCAUAUGCUCCAUUCAUAGAAAGAUUUUAUCCCUUAUUGCUGGAUGUAAAGAAAUAUGACAUCACAACAGGAAGACCUAUGCUGACAUCAUGGAUUGAGGAAAUGAACGAAAUCGAGGCCUACAAACAAACCAAAAGAGAUCUUCAGGAGCUUAUCGCUGUCUUGAAGAAGCGUUUUUCGAUAAACUGAAUUGCUUGGUAAUGUGGUGUAGAGUUUCCCCUUCAUAUCUUCAGCCUUUUGGAAGAUAUAUGGUUAUACUGGUAGUUCUUUGUUGCUAGUGAUUAAGAAUUAAAACUAGGUAACUAGACCAUUCCAAUUUGGAAUAUAUUUGUAAUUUUCCUUUGGUGAUGUUAUAAUUGACUUUGUAUAUAUAUAUUUGAUGGGGUGCAUUGGGACCCUGUUGCAACAGAACACUUUCUCAAAGAUCAUAUGAACAGAUGGUGAUUAAUCACAUAAUUUAUCACUCUUCUAAUGUUGUCACAAA
Messenger RNA from Camellia sinensis, 1292 nucleotides. The record is from RefSeq and is a predicted model, not a curated record. Lineage: Eukaryota; Viridiplantae; Streptophyta; Magnoliopsida; Ericales; Theaceae.